This is a messenger RNA of Hordeum vulgare subsp. vulgare (domesticated barley), 1235 nucleotides long. Its product is annotated as protein PYRICULARIA ORYZAE RESISTANCE 21-like. NCBI's taxonomy places the organism in Eukaryota, Viridiplantae, Streptophyta, Magnoliopsida, Poales, Poaceae. The record is from RefSeq and is a predicted model, not a curated record. Bases 86 to 940 code for a protein of 284 amino acids. The transcript has 3 exons. Gene Ontology annotation, biological process: regulation of defense response to fungus.
UGGCUCACCUCUCCCUGCUCAUCCUCCUCCGUUUCUCCACUCGCCCAUGGGCGCUGCAACCUUCUUCAUACUCCAGAGUUGACAGAUGGGUAUACUGGUGAUUACGGUAGACCUGCAAUGCUGCCGCUGCAAGAAGAAGAUCAAGAAUGUCCUCGAGUGCCUCCAAGAGGAUUUCUGCAUCGAGAAGAUUGAGUACGAGGACAAGGACAAUUUGGUGAUCGUCCGUGGGAAAUUCGAUGCCGAGAAGCUCUGCAAAAAGAUCUGGUGCAAGGCCUGUAAGGCCGUCAAGGAUAUCAAGAUCGUAGCAGAAUGGCCGGCGCCAAAGCCGCCGGCGGCAAAACCAUGCCCAGACAAGCCGCCGAAACCAUGCACGUGUAAAUGCACGCCUCCGCCUGAGACGCCGAAACCAUGCACGUGUAAAUGCACGCCUCCGCCUGAGACGCCGAAACCAUGCACGUGUAAAUGCACGCCUCCGCCUGAGAAGCCAAAACCAUGCCCAUGCAAAUGCACGCCUCCGCCUGAGACGCCAAAACCAUGUCCCCCGAAGCCAUGCACGCCGGCUCCGGCUGAGCCCAAACCAUGCCCUAAGCCGGAGCCGGAAACGAAACCGCCGCCGCCGCCGCCCAAACCAACAUACAAGUUCGUGCCAUACCCGUACCCGGUUCCGUACCCUAUGCAGUGCCAGAGCUCGUCGUGGAACUGCCCUCCGCAGAAGUGCUGCCCUGUCGAAAAGCCGCCGCCGCCCCCACCGCCGCCUCCCCCACCACCGCCGGAGCCUUGUCAGUGCUCGCAGUCGCAUCAGCCCGAUCACGGUGGUUGUGGCUGCGGCAAGCCGCCUAAUUGCUGGCCGCCGCCCACCUGGCCGCCGCAGCAACCCUGCUUCAUGCCGCCGCCAUGGUUCACGGAGGAGAACCCGUCGGACGCCUGCUCCAUCAUGUGAUGAUUGAUCUUUUAUUACUACUACGAUGAAGACCGCAUGGAAUUGCUCUCAACUGCAUUGAUGUGAUGGUGCUACGGUAUCUGCACCGGGUAAAAAGAGCUCUACCGUGUAUCGAAAACCAGAAUAAUGCGAGCCGUCCAGUGUUACUUCUGUUUAUUUGUGAAUGUAAUCAUGUUCGGGAGGAAGAUGUGUUUACUUCCGUUUAUUUGUGAACGUAAUCAUGUUCGGGAGGAAGAUGUGUCAUAUACUGCGCCCACUAAAUGUCCGGAUAUUAGUAAGAGCAUCUUUUCAUGUU